Molecule: messenger RNA, 567 nt
Organism: Pisolithus orientalis
Lineage: Eukaryota; Fungi; Basidiomycota; Agaricomycetes; Boletales; Pisolithaceae
Exons: 5
Coding region: 1-567 (188 amino acids)
Source: RefSeq, a predicted model, not a curated record
AUGUAUCCAUGGUCAUUGAUGGUGGAAUUUGUGACACACCUUUUGUUUAGUUCCCCCCACCUUUGCUUUUCAGAACAACAAAAGAAGUCAGUUCUCAGCUGGGCCACUGCACUUGGUGCACACUCUGUACCAUCAAUGUACACACUGCUCAGGGACCUGAAGGAGAAGGUUACAAGUGCUUCUGGUAACAUUUUUUAUCUGAACUCCAUUAGCAAGGCAAUUGCAAUGGAUUAUGCAAAUCCCCUCAUGCAAUUUUCCAUGCAAGAUUAUCCAGAAGAUGGUCAAGGAUGGAUGUCACAAGUGCAUCAUGGGGAAAAGAUGCUUGAAGGCCUCCCAAAUAUCCUUUCACCACCAUGUGUUACUGUUGGCAUAAAUAUUUUCUUCAUUAAUGAGCUCCUCCAAUGCUCAAUGAAGGACUACUUUAUUCCAAAGAAGUUCUUCCAGGCAAAGUUCAGUGGAACACCUGAGGCUGAAGUUUUAGCUCCAGGACAUGGUGUCUCACAAACAGAGGAAGGAUAUGCCAUUGAUGCAGAACUCAUCAUUGUACUUGUCUUGACAUUCAUGUGA